Messenger RNA from Myripristis murdjan (pinecone soldierfish), 3618 nucleotides. RefSeq names its product ubiquitin-conjugating enzyme E2 H-like. The transcript has 7 exons. The record is from RefSeq and is a predicted model, not a curated record. Lineage: Eukaryota; Metazoa; Chordata; Actinopteri; Holocentriformes; Holocentridae. The coding region runs from base 220 to 771 and encodes 183 amino acids.
CUUCAGGACAGGAGUCAGGACACAACUAGACAGGCACUAGUGGGCACAGUUCACAGAGAAAAAGUGGGUGAUGUUUCGGCUAAGAUUUUCUUUAUGGAUAAACCGGAGAGGCGACUGAUGUGUCCGUAAAUGUUUGUAUUUCCAGGCUGAAAGGAAAGGUUUGAGGUGUCUAAAUACGACAAGCGUUUUGUGGAUCACUUUCUGAGAAGGAAUACAAAAAUGUCGUCUCCAAGUCCGGGCAAGAGGCGAAUGGAUACCGACGUUGUGAAACUCAUCGAGAGCAAGCACGAGGUCACCAUCCUUAGUGGACUCAACGAGUUUGUGGUCAAGUUUCAUGGACCACCUGGAACCCCUUAUGAGGGAGGAGUGUGGAAGGUUCGAGUGGACCUGCCAGACAAAUACCCCUUCAAAUCACCGUCAAUAGGAUUCAUGAAUAAAAUAUUUCAUCCCAACAUUGAUGAAGCGUCAGGAACUGUAUGUCUAGAUGUCAUCAACCAGACAUGGACAGCUCUCUACGACCUCACCAACAUCUUUGAGUCGUUCCUCCCCCAGCUGCUGGCCUACCCCAAUCCCAUCGACCCUCUGAACGGAGACGCAGCCGCCAUGUACCUCCACCGACCAGAGGACUACAAACACAAGAUUAAAGAGUACAUCCAGAAGUACGCCACAGAGGAGGCUCUAAAGGAGCAGGAGGAGGGAGCCGGCGACUCCUCCUCUGAGAGCUCCAUGUCAGACUUUUCGGAGGACGAGGCUCAGGAUAUGGAGUUGUAGUGAAGGGGGCGAUCCCGUCCCCUCCACCUCGCAACAGACUGUCAUUUCCUAAAGAGCCUAAACUCAAUACUAUAUUCAUAUUUAAACAAGACGAUUUUUUUACAACUACACAAGGAUUUUUAUUGCUACACGAGAUUCUGCAGUGUGAUAUUGCAGAACGUUAAGUAGGAGUUCAUCUGUAACUGACCCUCCCCACACACACCUUCCCUUCCUUCCCCCUGAGGGCCCAUCUAGAUUCCCAUGAUCUCUUGUGGCUGCUGGCCCCGCCAUGGCUUUCGCCUCUGCUUGACCUGUGCUACCCAGCCAGUUCAAACUGAGCAGCGUGAUCAAGACGGGGGGUUUGGGAAGACCAUUGUCAAACUAUUGUUACUGCAUCAAGACAGAGCAAAACUGUUUACACUCAAUUUCCUAGUUAGUCCCUCAGCCGCACAUCACCACCUCUUCUAUCUUCUAAUAAGUUUUUUUUGUGUGUGUCUUUAUUCAUUCUUGCUUCAUCAGGCACAGCUGCAGGGUGACAAUCCACCAUUUCUGGGUGGUCACAACCAUCAAAAGACUGGAUAUCCUUUUUUUUUUCAUUUCUUAAGUGUCGGCUUUUUUUUGUUGCUGUUGCCUUUUUCUCAUCAAGGCUUGGGAAGUUGCCAUUGCAAUCAUCAUUUCCAAGGAUCUCCAGGCCCGCAGUCGCAGUCACCUAUAUAUCGUGUACAGACUGGUAUGGCUGCAGAUGACCUCUCUGAUAGGACUGCUCUCUGUGAGGCCUCAGGGCCAGUAUGCAAACCUGCUGACCCGCCACACCUCAGUUGUCAUUACAACCGAUAUGUAAACUCUUUGAACCCUUGCAGAUGUACCGAUGCAUGUGUGUGAGUGUGUGUGUUUGCAUGUGUCUAUGCGUGAGUGUGCGAGUGAAGUACAGGGGAGAAUCGUGGCCUAUUGACAACCCAUGUUGUACUGACUCCUGACGUCCAGCAGAUGUCAGUAGAGGAGGCUCACAAAACCAGCCCUUCUCCUUUUUUCAGCACCCAUUCCUUCCAUCAUCUCCUCCUCCUCCUCCUCUCCGUUUUAGGAAAGUAUUUGUCAUUCUCUGAGUAUAUUUGUAUAUUGUGGCAUGACACAGAUAUAAAGUUGUGUAGGGCUUUGUGGAGCUAAUGCUGUAGACACGGGGAGGAGUGCAUACAUGCAGGGGCCUCUGGGAGCUCGGGCCAGGCUGUGUUGGUGUUUGUGAUGGAGGGCGUAGGAGGGCGGGGAGGGUGGGGGGGUAAUUAUCCAGGUCCUUGUUGAAUUGUUGAACUUCUUAACUUUGCCUAUUGCUUGUGUUAAACUAUAAUAGGUGUUUGACUUGCGUAGGGAUAGUUAGUUUUUGCGGGUGGUGAAUCCUAUCAUAAUGUAUGGUUUAUUACUUAUAUAACACGCUAGUUUGAAAACUAAUUGUCCUGUAAAGAUGAGGAGAAUUACACAUCUUUGUCUGUGGGAUGACUCUUUACUUUGUCAAAUCACAUCCUCCAAAGAGUUGUUGCACCCCUACUCUUUCUUAUAUGCAAAUGUUUCCAUCUUUACCAUCAUUGUGCAGGCGAGCUCUUUGACCUGGAGCGAUAUUUAUGUUGUCACGCAAAGUUGUGGGACCAAAAUCUGUUGGAUCUGCAAAAAUACUUUCAUGUCUAAAAGGAAAUUCACCCACACAGACUGGAUUUGGGGUCAAGGUGGCGUUCUUGGAGUUUACACCCAGUGAGCAGACCAAUGAUCAAUGUUUAGACCCUCGAGCGGCCACGUCAGUUUUGGUGCGGUGUUCUUUUAAAUGAUUCACACAGGAGCUGUUUAAAAGAUGAGACACAGAGAUUUCCGCAGUAUUUUGUAACUGUUUUACCUUGAAACAGUGUGUGUGCCUGUUAACAGCUGUGGCCUAUGACGGGGGUCUGAAAAAGAGCAGUGACAGUUUACCGGUAAAUUUCAUGACGCGACACUGACCUGUCUUAGUGUUGGCUCAAAGCCUGUUACAUGUCAUCAGUGUCACCGCAUCGCAGAUCAGUUUGUAUUAUGUGUUAUUUCUGUAAGGAAAGGAAAAAAAAGUAUUAUCCUUCUUUACUCUAUUACCAUCAAAUGAGGCUGUCUCCUCUUUGGAGAAAAAAUAUAGCUUAAUCAAAAGUGAUUCAAUCCCUUUAUUAUUUUUUAUUUAGAAAAAGAAGACAAGAUAUCACUAUCUCUUUAAUGAAAAUGACCAAACUAACGUCAAUUAAGUGUUGAAAGACUUAAUUUGAAAAUUAACAAAAAUGGCAAAAAUAGCAUGGCAUAUAGGUUGUUGGUAGGACAUUAAAAAUCUAGUCAAAGUUAAAAUGCCUAGUUGAUCUGGCUGUGAUCAGCCUUGGUAACCAAAUAAAUAUAACUGUAGUUAUAAGGAGAAAAUUUGCUUUGGUUAUUUUGUCACUUUCAAGACAAGCAAAACUGAGAACAACCAUGGUCCAGCCGUGUUGGCUGUCAUCUGGAUUCAUCAGUGUAUUAUGCAUUUUUAUUAUUAUUAUGAUAAUAAGACACGUAUAUUUGAUGCCUAUAGUUUGUUUGAAUGUUUUUAUUUUAUUUUGUUUUUUAACCCUUAUGUUCAAGAUACAAAGUCAAGAUAUCCCCACUUUUUAAAGGCAAAAAAUGAAUAAAUGUGCUUCCCUUGUAACUUGAAGAAAGAAAUAAACAAACAAAAAAAUACAUAAACAAUGUCUGACAAUGUUUGUGCACCAAAACAUUGCCACAAGCAUAAGGUUCCCUCAUUAAUGUCAUGUAAAGGUCAUAAAAUAUUUGUCAUUGAGAUUUGUUCAGCUGAAUGCCUGCUAUGAUCUGUGUAGGCCUAAUAAAACUUUUCAUUUA